UGUCUCAUAUUGUGUACGAAGCGUGUUUGCCAGCCAUAACAGGCGUACCUCGGGCUGGUACGGUCUCUAUUUCCCUUUCCGAUUGGGUUACACUGAGCACAAAAAUAUCUUUUUCAUGGUUUUCUAAUUCGCUUCGCACCUUCGUCUCUCUUACUCCUCCACCUCCGUCAAGUAACAUUUCUCCCCUCCCUUCAAUAUAAUGGUGGCAAUAUCCGUCUGGGCUAUUGCUUUGUUAGCCACCAUAGGCGUUACUAGUGCGGCCGACCCAAUCCACCUUCCCCUUAGACGAACCGAAGGAUAUCAUAAAUCACUCAAUCGACGUGCAACCGCUAGCCCAGUCCAACUAUACAACGCCGCUAGACAAGGAGGAUACGGUAUAGAUUUAACCAUUGGAACGCCAGCUCAAAACUUUACCGUCAUCAUCGAUACUGGUUCAACUGAAUUAUGGGUCCCUGGACCAUUAUGCCCUAAAACAGAAUGCUUCGACUCAUUGUUCAACACAUCAUUGUCAACCACCUACGUUGCAACUACCAACCCCAUCGACCUCACCUAUACCCUUGGAAGCUUCAACGGUACCUAUGGUAGAGAUACUGUUACUAUUGGUCCAUACACCACUCCCAAUAUGACAUUUGGAGUUAUCGAAGCCACUGCAAACAACAGUUCUCCAGUGUCUGGAGAGCCUUAUUUGAAUGGCGUCUUCGGUCUUGCAUUCCCAACCCUGACGUAUUCCUCAGAAACACUACAAUUUCAAUACGAUCCGUUUAUCUUUGCCUUGUGGAAGGCAAAGCAGAUCCCUCAAUCCAUUUUCUCCAUUUAUCUUGGAUCAAGACUCAUUGAAGGGGAAACAGGACUCAUUACAUUUGGCGGCGUAGACACCUCAAAGUAUUCUGGCAGUCUCAAUUGGCUACAGGUUCAAAAAGAAGCUGAUUCUGCAACCACAGCAAAUUACUAUCACUGGAACAUUUUGCUGGUCGGAUUGGCUGCUACGGUGAAUGGCAAACAAACCUCUAAUUUGCUGGGUACAUCUGGCGCUGUAACUCUUCUGGAUACUGGCACUACCUUUUCAUUCAUGCCUUACACUGCGGUAGCAAACAUGUUGACAAACGUUGACCCGUCCGCUAUUUAUACACAGGGUGGUUUCUACGUCGACUGCAGUCUUGCUUCCUCUACUGGAACAAUUGAUUUCGCGUUUGCAAACACCACCGGAGGCAGUGGCGCCACCGUCAUCAGUGCCUCUAUCUCAUCCCUCGUCAUUCCUUUAGACUCUCUUUCACCUUCUACAGCAACACAAUGCGUAUGGGGUAUUCUCCCAGAAGAUGGUGUAUAUUUGCUCGGUGACACUUUCUUGCAAUCUGUGUAUGUUGUUCACGACUUUGUGAACUAUUCUGUUGGCAUUGCUGCCGCAUCAUGGACAAACUCGACCGCCACCAGUUCUGGGGGCUCAGCGACUGGUACCAGUGGAACUUCCUCCACACCCGGAUCUAACCCGGUUCAUAUAAGCAAUGCGCAAAGCGUCAGUGGUGCCGCCAUUAGAAUGCUGACUUCCUUAGCUUUGGUUGCCUGUGUCUGCCUUUUGUUGUAAAGUAGAAUUCAAUAAUGAUACCCUGGCGAUUUGUACUGCCUGAAAACAGCUCUUUUGUCUUUUUCUUAAAACAGGCGUAAUGCCCUUCUUUUGCUUGUGGCAGUAAUACCAGUACAGUAC
This is a messenger RNA of Umbelopsis ramanniana AG, 1702 nucleotides long. RefSeq lists its product as uncharacterized. Bases 200 to 1582 code for a protein of 460 amino acids. NCBI's taxonomy places the organism in Eukaryota, Fungi, Mucoromycota, Umbelopsidomycetes, Umbelopsidales, Umbelopsidaceae. The transcript has 3 exons. Gene Ontology annotation, molecular function: aspartic-type endopeptidase activity. Gene Ontology annotation, biological process: proteolysis. The record is from RefSeq and is a predicted model, not a curated record.